UCCCAAUACUGUGACUACUUUCCGUGACUACACACAGGUGAUGAGCCUCGCUUUCAUUGAACCUAGCGCGUGACUGGCUUCCAGGCCUUAUCAUCUGUUCUACCAGGAUUCACAUCAAGUACGUAGUGUAUGAUGUACAUGUACAUAGUUUGAAGGCCACCCGUGUUACGCUUGGUACAUAAUGGCAAGCAAAAGAAAAAGACAGAAGAAAAUGACAGACACAGAUUCAGAUUCAGAUUCAGAUUCAGAUUCAGGAUCAGAGUCAAGAGGUAGGUCAGUUGUCACAGAAUGUGGUCAGUCGGGUGGGACUGCAAUCGGCAGCAUCGUGGCAGCAGUUAUGGGCAGCAGUAAGACAUGUACAGUAGAUCCAGCUCAGCCUAAGACUACCAUUGUGAGGAUUGGCCAAACAGGUGGGGUAAAUAGAGGCAGCAAAGUCGCAGCUGCAAUAGGAGGAGAAACUACGUUAGCGGAAGGUACUACAUACAUUGAAGCUGCACAAACUGGAGGGGAGAGCCAUGAUGGAACAGUUGCUGCAGGAAUUGACCACAAACUAGUGACGUUAUCCGCUACAUCAGCUAAACGAGGAGAUGCAUCAAAAGGUGAUGCAUCAAAAGGUUUAGAGCGUAACGUUGAUCAACUCACCUUUGGCAAUGGAAAAACAGUAGCCCUGCUUUUAUCUGGGUCGGGGAAAGACUCAGAAAUAUUUAGGAACGAUGUGGAACUGAUGAAAACAUUAUUGACAAGUGAGAAGAUUGGACUGAGCGAGCACAAACUGCGGUCAGUAUGUCGUAAACCAGACACUAAACUAACAACCAUGAAGCAAAUAAAAAGGGCUAUUGAGGAUUUCCAAGCGGAACUGGAAGGCUCAACGGAUGGCAACUUGAUUUUCUACUAUUCAGGCCACUUUACCAAAGAACACCAGUUUAUUGUAGACGAAAGGGAUGAUCUUUCUCCUGACCACCUUGAGGAUAAAGAUCUGGCAGAUGAGCUGAAAACAAUUCCUGCCAAGCAUAUGCUGCUGAUCCUGGACAUGUGCUACAGUGGCAGAGCCGAUGUCGGGGCGAAGCAUGCGGAUGGAUUUCCAGGAAAAGUGAAGGUUGAAGACAAGGAAAGUUCAUAUAUAGUUCCUCGGUUGUGGGAACUAAUAAUGAGCGGAAAGGGUAUUCAAGCAAAAGGUGCGAUCGGGGGAAAGGGAGAUAAUCCCGUGAAGGUUGUCCAGUGGUCGUCUUCAAGUCCCGACGAACCGUCAUAUGAUCUGAAGUCAAGCGUCUUUACCAAAGCCAUAAUUGAUGUUGUCAAUAAUAAUGAAGUUAAGAAAGAGCUGGAACCUGGGCAAACACAUGCUACAAUCAGACAGUUGCACAGACACGUAGUCAAACAUGUGGAGGCUGCUCUCCAGAGAUAUAACAUGGUCCAGCAACCCAUCAUCAAGCCAGAUAAUGCAGAUGAGGAAUACUUCAAAACUUUCCCUUGCUUUGCUAAAGUCAUGUAAGCGGAGAACUGUUAAUGUCUUGUAACAAUGUUCAUUAUAUAAGAUAUCAAUUUGGUUCACAUGGUUCAGUUGUUUUCAUCGUACAUGUCAUGUCUCGCGUGUAUUAGAUAUACAUUAUAAUAUCUCACUCUAUUUGUCAAAUUAUGAUCAUAUCAGAUCAAACGGCCAUGUCAAGUGUUUGAUGUGCAUAAUGUAUGAUUUGGUAAUGCAAAUGUAGUACAGUGAGUUAUUUGAAUCUGUCAUUUACCAUUGAGCGUUCAAACGAGCUUUUCAUAGGCCAUAACUGCUUCACUUUAGUUAAAGUAUUGGAUGACUAUUGUUUGAUAAACAACAUAACGUGUUUUUAAUCAUCUUUUUACACUUAUUCAAUAUCGUGGGCAUUGACACAGUACAGUUGUACAUGAAAAUGUAUUUCAAUGCCGUAAGAUCCAAUAACAUGUAUCGGUUGUUCAGACUUGAUUGAUUGCGUGACAUCGUUCUCCGGCGGUGUUGGACGGUCCGCAUAGAAUGAAUCAAUUUUUAUUCUGGUUCAGACAGGUUACGUAUUGCUGUAAAACUAGCUACAAAGUAUGUCAAGUAUAUCGUUGUUUCUUAAUAAAUAUCUAGUACAUAUAAUGAA
Molecule: messenger RNA, 2111 nt
Organism: Haliotis rufescens (red abalone)
Lineage: Eukaryota; Metazoa; Mollusca; Gastropoda; Lepetellida; Haliotidae
Exons: 9
Coding region: 182-1492 (436 amino acids)
Biological process (GO): proteolysis
Molecular function (GO): cysteine-type endopeptidase activity
Source: RefSeq, a predicted model, not a curated record